Hippocampus comes (tiger tail seahorse) is the source of this 1077-nucleotide messenger RNA. It is a transcript of the gene rpa2, whose product is annotated as replication protein A2. NCBI's taxonomy places the organism in Eukaryota, Metazoa, Chordata, Actinopteri, Syngnathiformes, Syngnathidae. Gene Ontology annotation, molecular function: single-stranded DNA binding. Gene Ontology annotation, cellular component: nucleus; site of double-strand break; DNA replication factor A complex. Gene Ontology annotation, biological process: DNA replication; nucleotide-excision repair; double-strand break repair via homologous recombination. The record is from RefSeq and is a predicted model, not a curated record. Bases 7 to 951 code for a protein of 314 amino acids. The transcript is spliced from 9 exons.
UGACGCAUGCGCGCGGCGUUGAAUCGGGCGCGCGCGAGAGCACUCCAGGAAGGGCCCGACUUGUUUGCGUUUCGCAGUCGUCGCCGUUGUUGCCGUUUUCAAACUUGGAUUCGCGACGCCCGUUCGCGUGAAAUGUGGAACCAGGGAUACAACGAGUCGAGUAUGACCGGCGGCUACACUCAGUCGCCCGGUGGCUUCGCGUCACCUUCCUUAUCCCAGGGAGAGAAGAAAGGGAGAAGCCGAGUCUCCCAGAUCAUACCGUGCACAGUGUCCCAGCUGAUGUCCGCCACCCAGUCGGACGAGGCCUUCAAAGUUGGCGAAGUGGAGGUGUCCCAGGUGACCCUCAUCGGAAUCAUCCGGAACACCGACAAAUCCAUGACCAACAUCCAGUACAAGGUGGACGACAUGACGUGCGCCCCCAUGGACGUCAAGCAGUGGGUGGACACGGAGGAGCCCAGCGUGGACGGCUCCGUGCUGCCUCCCGGCACCUACGUCAAGGUCUCGGGAAACCUGCGCUCCUUUCAGAAUCACAGGUCGGUGGUGGCGUUCAGCGUCAAGCCCCUGGACGACUUCGACCAGAUCACGUCGCACAUGCUGGAGGUGGUGCAGGCGCACAGGGGCCUCGGCAAGCUGCAGACCUCGGCCGGUUUCGGGACGAGCGAGCACACGUCGUCCGCGCCGCCGCGCGGCCCCUCGGGCGCGGCGGACUCGAGUUACGCGGGCGCGCGCGACGUGGCCAACAACGGCUUAAGCGCCACUCAGAACCAGGUGCUGAGUCUGAUCAGAGGCUGUCCGGACCCGCAGGGCAUCGGUCUUCACGACCUGAAGGCGAGACUGUCCAACCUCAGCAUGGUGGCCAUCAAGCAAGUGGUGGAAUUUCUGAGCAACGAGGGUCACAUCUUCUCCACCAUCGACGAAGACCACUACAAGUCAACAGAUUGUGACCUUUAGUGCUUACUUCCUCUUCUUUUGCCAAAGGCGCCACUUUGUAAUUGUACUUUUUUUUUCCUUCCAAAAAAAAAAAAAAAAGCCAACUUAUUUGUCACCUUAAAUAAACAGAAUUCUGUUGUCAGCUUC